Molecule: messenger RNA, 880 nt
Organism: Amaranthus tricolor (Joseph's coat)
Lineage: Eukaryota; Viridiplantae; Streptophyta; Magnoliopsida; Caryophyllales; Amaranthaceae
Product: cyclin-U2-1-like
Exons: 2
Coding region: 113-784 (223 amino acids)
Biological process (GO): regulation of cyclin-dependent protein serine/threonine kinase activity
Molecular function (GO): protein kinase binding
Source: RefSeq, a predicted model, not a curated record
CUUUCAUUUUCAUUCCAAAGCUAACAAAUCCUCAAGCUAUUGCCUUCAAAAAAUAUCUCUCUGUUUUCUAUCAAUUCAAAUUCAAAAACUAUAAAAUUAAAAAUUUAUUUAAAUGGGUUCAAAUACAAAAAUAAACAUAUCCCCAAGAAAAUUAAGAUUAGAUCUUUAUUCGUAUCAAGAUGAAUCAAACAUGCCUUUAGUGGUAUCAGUCUUAGCGGCUUUAAUCGAGCGACAUAUGGCAAGAAAUGAGAAGAUAAGUCAAAGUAAUGGAAGGGCGUUAUUGUCGAGAGACAUGAGAAUUCGUGUCUUUGAUGCCCUUGAAGCUCCGGAUAUGAGUAUCCAAUCUUUUUUGGAGCGGAUAUUCCGUUACACCAAGGCUGGACCCUCUGUUUAUGUGGUAGCAUAUGUUUAUAUUGAUAGAUUAUGCCAAAAUUACCUUGGUUUCAAGAUUAGCCCUAGUAAUGUAUAUAGACUUCUCAUUACGACAAUAAUGGUGGCUUCAAAAUAUGUCGAGGAUAUGAAUUAUAGGAAUUCUUAUUUCGCAAGAGUGGGAGGAUUAACAACGAAGGAAUUGAACAAAUUAGAAAUGGAUUUUUUGUUCUUGAUGAAAUUUAAAUUGUAUGUAAAUGUGAGUGUUUUUGAGAGUUAUUGUUGUCAUUUAGAAAGAGAAGUAAGCAUUGGAGGAGGUUAUCACAUUGAGAGAGCGUUGCGUUGCGCUGAAGAAAUCAAAUUAAGUCAACGUGUGGAGAAGAGUUUCGGUCAAAUUGCUCGUAUUACCUUGUAAAAUAACAAAAAUUAAAAUGUAUAGUUUUUUAAAAACUAUAUUUUGGAUAAGUUUUUGUAUAUUGAAUAUAAUAUCGUAAAUUCAUCUUUGAUUGUA